AGAAGAGGAAGAAACGGAAAUCAACAGGGGGGAAUUUUCCCUUUGGAACGUCGCCUUCUCCACGGCUGCUGCGAAACUGCAGCCCGCCAAGGAGUGGAGGAGAAGCCCAAGGGAGGAGCAGUAGCGGCAGUCAAAGCGUGGCGGGCGGGCAAGCUGGAAUCCAUUGAAUUGGAGCUGUCAAGGAAUCGGAAGAGGAACCCGGCUCUCCCCUCUCUCUCCACCCGGCGCCCCGCGUCGGUUCCCCUAAUCUGCGUCCGCGGCGUGAGAUGAGACGGUGAGAUUUCCUUUCGCCCUUUUCCCGGUUCUGUAAUUGCUGAUCGGCGUGAUGAAUUCGAGGCCAAUAGUUCUUAUCUUCCUCCUGCUCGUGCUCAUUAUCACAUCACAGUUUGAGUGGAAGCAGCAGAUUGGUGAGGCUGAGGCAAAUCCGACAGCUACUCGGAGGAGGCAACAGGCACUUGAAAGGGAAGAUGCUGUUAAAGAGAAAGUAAUAUUGGCACAAGAGAAGAACAUUCAGCAACUUAACGAGCUUAUCCAGAGCCUUCAGCUUCAGCUAUUGCAUUGCCGGGGCAGUAACAGUACUGCUCGCACCACCUCAAGUCAGUCGACAGUGGAGUGGAGGGAAAGGAAAUGAUUGGUGAUUGAUAACCCCUCGUCCCCUCCCUCUGCUGACAUAGGUAGUUUGCUUCAGAGUAUAACCAAGACAAGAACAGAAGCUCUUCAGGCAAUGGAAACUCUUGCUGUCGCCAUCCGGUGGGCAAUGUUGAUGUACUGGUAUUGUGUGCUUUACAUCGUCACCUCCUUUUGCGUUCUCACCCAGCUUGUACAUGGUUUUAGUAUGUUGGUAUAGGUUACUUUCCUGAUCAAGGUUCGAAUAUGCGCGCCAGUCCUUUUUUGUGGUUGUUGGUUCUUUUACCUCUAUAAACAAAUGUGCUCCAAUCUGUACAUAAUGGAUCAUUUCUUUGUGUUGUGACGGCGGGUUUUCAUGCUCGGCAUGUCGCAGAGCUCUUGAUUCUAUGCAAGUUGUAGAUUCAAAAUUUUCCCCA
Sorghum bicolor (sorghum) is the source of this 1043-nucleotide messenger RNA. RefSeq lists its product as uncharacterized. The record is from RefSeq and is a predicted model, not a curated record. Lineage: Eukaryota; Viridiplantae; Streptophyta; Magnoliopsida; Poales; Poaceae. The transcript has 3 exons. The coding region runs from base 326 to 631 and encodes 101 amino acids.